GAUAAGGUGCUCAGCUGCUCCGACCAAUGCCAUUAUUCGAGAACAGCUGAAAUCUUGCUCGUUUCCCGAGAGGCACACCGUAAUCAUGGUAGCGAAGCAGUCUCUGGAAAAGGGUUCUCUAGUCUUCGCAAAAGUGAAAGGCUACCCCCAUUGGCCAGCCCGUGUGGAAGAAGUGAAACCAGGAGACAAAUACGUUGUGCUUUUCUUCGGGACCUACGAGAUCGGAACACUAGACGUGAAGAACCUUUUUCUAUAUGGCGAGAAUAAGGAUCGCUUCGCCAAGCCCAACAAAAAGAGGUUUUUUGUUGAGGCUCUGGAAGAAAUUGAGAAACGACCGCAUAUGUCACCGCCGGUCACCCACGUCAUGGGCCGCUUUGGCAGGGAGAAGAAACCGCAAACUGAAGCAGCGGUUCCGGCGCCGAAGUCAGUCGAAUCUGAAGAGGCUAAAUCAGUUCCGAACGGAGUGAGGAAAAAGAAAAUUAACGACGAGAUCGCUGAACUUCCGGAGAGGAAUAGCCGUGCAAAACCCGGGGAGAAAUCAGAGGUGGGUGGCGAGAAGUCAACUGCAGCGAAUUCGAAGAAAAAGAGAUUGACCGAAGAGAAAGAGAAAGCCGAACUCGACGAUGCAGAGAUUCCGAAAAAUCCGCCCAAGCGCGCCUGUCUGAGUGCGAACAAAGAGAAAGGUGGCACAAAAUCCGAGCAAGCUGCGUCGGUCUUGAAGAAAGGUCUAAAUGUCAACGUUCAUCAGAGCCGCUCCGGUCGUACAAUCAAACCAAAGGAAGUUGGCACGGUCGAAGCUGAACGGCAUUCAUCGUCACCCGAAAUCACGACAACCAGUGCUCCUGCAUGCGGCUCGCCAGAUGUGAAACGAGGACGCCGAGGGAGAACUUCGGUUGUUGAACCUAGAUUAGAGAUUAAACAGACAAAGCACAGUCAGAGGACGAGCUCGAAAGCUGGAACAGAGACUCUAUUUGAAGAGCCGGGCUCCCCGAAGAAGACAUGUUUAUCGGCAGCUUCCGCUAGCACGAGUCAAACAGGUCAUCGACCAGCAGCAUCACCGAUGUCUGGUUGUCCGAUACCGACAAAAGCAGCUGUCAAACAACAAGUUCCCAGCGAGUCGGAAGCGCUGUCGGAGAGACGCGAUGAUCAGAAGAGUUCUGAGGACAGCUCUAGGAAAUCCACGAAGAAAUCCACAUCCCUGCCUGAAACUCUUGGCAAGACCGAAGAGCUAAACAAAGCCCAGGGGAGCGCGGCGGCGAAUCUAACAGGGAAACUCAACGCCGAGGAGUUCCGCAAACAAGUAGCCUUCCUAGAAAUGACCGACGCGAGCAUCAGAGCUAAUAUGGGCGUCGAACGCAUGGACCCGGGGAAAGCUUUCGAAGCGAUCGUCGCUCUGGAGAACAAAUUUAUCACGGCGCCCGCCAUCAAACGAUUUCCGAAACUGCUGAGUACCUUGCGACUAGUCCGUAGAUACCCGAAAGACGAGCGGCUCGCCAAGAAAGCCGACUACAUGUACAACAAAAUCAAGCAUUUCAUGAUGACAGUCUUCAUCAAUGAGGAGGAGAAAAGUUGAAGAUUGCUCAUCCCAUGCAUUCAACCAAACUCCAAAGGUUGCCUCAACGAGAAUCGCCGAUCCACGACGAGGUUACCGGUGCGGAAAUGCAAGAACAAGUUCUCCAUGAUCUACAGUCAUCAAGUCUCAUCACGAUGUGUCGUGAUUUACCUCACUGCCACUGAUGUUCUCCUUCUACAUGACGAAUACCUGACGUUGG
Molecule: messenger RNA, 1772 nt
Organism: Galendromus occidentalis (western predatory mite)
Lineage: Eukaryota; Metazoa; Arthropoda; Arachnida; Mesostigmata; Phytoseiidae
Product: lens epithelium-derived growth factor
Exons: 9
Coding region: 86-1573 (495 amino acids)
Source: RefSeq, a predicted model, not a curated record